AACGAAGAAUUUGACAGUUUUGUUUGUUUUGGCGAUAAGGAAUUAGUCACCAGCAAUACAUUUCCAAAGUUGUUGUUCCGCGACGGGAAUAUGAAUCGACUGUUUGGAAAAGGAAAACCUAAAGAACCCGGCCCCAGUAUAACUGAUUGUAUUCAAAAUGUGGACCAAAGAGCCGAAGCGGUGGAGAAAAAGAUUGCUGGACUGGAGAACGACCUACGUAAAUUUCGCGAUCAGAUGGCGAAAAUGCGGGAAGGUCCGGCCAAGAACGCAGUCAAAGCGAAAGCGCUGCGCAUCUUGAAACAGAAGAAACUCUUUGAGAAUCAACUGGACAAUUUGCGUGGUCAGUCAUUCAACAUGGAACAGGCAAACUUUGCUCAUCAAACUCUAAAGGAUACUCAUACGACGGUGGUGGCUAUGAGGGAUGGCAUGAAACAAAUGAAGAAGGAGUUUAAGAAGAUUAACAUUGAAGAUAUUGAUGAUGUGCAGGACGAACUGGCGGACAUGCUGGAACAGGCUGAUGAAGUUCAGGAAGCUUUGGGGAGGACUUACAAUACCCCCGAAGUAGAUGACGAUGAGUUAGCUGCCGAAUUGGAUGCAUUGGGAGAUGAAAUUGCUUUGGAUGAUGAUCAGAGUUACUUGGAUGAUGUGCUUAAAGCACCGGAAGCACCCAGCAACAAGCCGGAGGCUGACAAGUCCAAAACCAAUAAAGACGGUAUUCAAGUGGACGAGUUUGGCUUGCCGCAGUUGCCUAAUCACUGAAUAACUGGGAUAUGUUUUAAUAAAUAGUGUAUAUCGUAUAUAAUUGUUAAAUUUAUUUUUCAUUAAAAGGCGACUUUUGUUCUGUUUUU
Molecule: messenger RNA, 848 nt
Organism: Cylas formicarius (sweet potato weevil)
Lineage: Eukaryota; Metazoa; Arthropoda; Insecta; Coleoptera; Brentidae
Gene: Vps60
Product: charged multivesicular body protein 5
Exons: 2
Coding region: 91-759 (222 amino acids)
Biological process (GO): late endosome to vacuole transport via multivesicular body sorting pathway; vesicle budding from membrane
Cellular component (GO): multivesicular body
Source: RefSeq, a predicted model, not a curated record